CCACGAAUUUCCCAUAGAGUCCCAACCUCAGGCGAUCCGCAAAACCGUACUCCGCGGCAUUAUAUCGAAACCUCUCCUCUCCGCGCCCACCACGCACCACACAGCCGCCACAAUGACUUCGCUCAUUUCCAAGCAGAUCGCCGACGGCAUCCUCGCUCGCCCCUUCCUCAAGAGCAUCUUCGUCCCCUUCUCCAACUGGUACGCCAACGCUGCCGGCCACCGCAAGCUCGGCUUGAGAUUCGACGACCUCAUCGAGGAGGAGACCGAUCUCGUCCAGAAGGCCCUCAAGCGUCUCUCCCCCAAGGAGUCCUACGACCGCGUCUACCGCAUCCGCCGUGCCGUCCAGCUCUCCUACCAGCACAAGCUCCUGCCCAAGAACGAGUGGACCAAGCCCGAGGAGGACUACCCCUACCUCGGACCCAUCAUCCAGCAGAUCCAGGCUGAGGAGGCCGAGAGGCUGGCCUUUGAGACCAUGGAGGUCCAGAAGAAGCACCACUAAACUACUCUUCCUGGUGGGGGAUUACGUUUGAGAGGAAAGGAGAGCCGCGCGCACGAUGCUGUAAAGUUAUGACGAAGGGGAACCGCCUGGCCGGGCGCGCGAGACAGAAAUUUAGACCAGGGGGUGAAAGAAGGCCAGGCGGUUCGUGUACCUUAUGUAUAGACCUUUGGAAGGGGGUUGCUUUCUCGUCAAUUGGAACUCCCUACUACACUUACAGGUUCCGCUGCGCUCGAAUAGCACCAAUUGAUGACAACUUUUUUUUUGUA
Molecule: messenger RNA, 765 nt
Organism: Colletotrichum godetiae
Lineage: Eukaryota; Fungi; Ascomycota; Sordariomycetes; Glomerellales; Glomerellaceae
Product: ubiquinol-cytochrome C reductase complex 14kD subunit
Exons: 3
Coding region: 113-499 (128 amino acids)
Biological process (GO): mitochondrial electron transport, ubiquinol to cytochrome c
Source: RefSeq, a predicted model, not a curated record